CUGCUCUGGGUUGCGGCAGGAAUCGGGUCUUGAGCCUCCCGAGUCCCCGCAGGGCUGUGGCUGAGAAGGGGUGCCCCGCUCUGGCCCAGGUGUGGGCGCCACAGCACCGAGUGGGCAGGGGCCCAGGGGACAGCACAGCCCUGUUGCUCUUGGCCCCGCCCUCCACUCAGGCACAGCCUUACAGUCCCCAGAGCAACAUCCCUUAGCAACGGUCACACCAGACAGAGGACCCAGUGAGCGCCGGGCAGAGCAGGCAGGACUGCCGGACACACACAGGCCAGGUGAGCAGGCAACGGCCGGUCAGCUGGGGGUGGAGAGGCACCCAGCCCCUGGCCUGGCCCCAACCUGGCCCCCCCCCAGCCGCCCACAAAGCCCUGACCCAGCAUGGACACUGCAGACGCCAGUGUGGAGAAGCUCCGGGCACAGUUGGCCUGAGGGGCUGCAGGCGUCCAGGGCCUGGCCAGGUUUUUCCGCCGCCUGGACCGGGAUGGGAGCUGAUCCCUGGAUGCGGCGGAGCUCCGGCAGGGCCUGGCCAGGCGGGGGCUGGCCCUGGACGAGGCCGAGGCCCAUGUGUGCAGAUGCUGGGACCGUGACGGCAGCGGGACGCUGGACCUGGAGUUCUCGCGGGCGCUGCGGCCGCCCAUGUCCCAGGCCCGGGAGGCAGUCAUUGCCGCCGCCUUUGCCAAGCUGGACCGCAGUGGGGACGGCGUGGUGACCUUGGGUGAGCUCCGCGGGGUGUACAGUGGCCGCGACCACCCCAAGGCGCGCAGCGGGGAGCGGACAGAGGACGUGCUGCGCCACUUCCUGGCCAACUGUGACUCCUCGGAGAAGGCCGGGGGCCCCUCACAGCCUGUCUGCCGACAGGUCACACUGGCCGAGUUCCAGGACUACUACAGCGGCCUGAGCGCGUCCGUGGACACAGAGGAGUUCGUGGCCAUGAUGACCAGCGCCUGGCAGCUGUGA
Molecule: messenger RNA, 963 nt
Organism: Lepus europaeus (European hare)
Lineage: Eukaryota; Metazoa; Chordata; Mammalia; Lagomorpha; Leporidae
Gene: CAPS
Product: calcyphosine
Cellular component (GO): vesicle
Molecular function (GO): calcium ion binding
Source: RefSeq, a predicted model, not a curated record